GGGAUUGGAAAUAGGUGUGGGUGAUCUUCAUGACGGCGAGCGGCGUCCAGUUUGUGUGACAGAGAGAGAAAAAAACAACGGCAAUAGUAGCAGCAACUACCCGCGUUCAAACAAACCCCACUCGUUUGAUGUCUUAUGGCGGCCCAACAUCUCUCCGUCUCGGACCUCGUCUUCUCGGAGCAGGCGAACCACAACUUCUCGCGUAUCCUGGGCGACCUCAAGCGCUCCAACCUCGGCGUCGGGAACCGCCUGCGCUCCGUCGUCGACGAUGCCCGCUUCGUCGCGGGGGCGGCCGCCGUCCAGGGCCGACCCUUGGUCGCCAACGAGCGCUGCGGCAGCUGGUACGUCGAGCCGCGCCUCAAGGCCGCCUCGGCCUACUUCAAGAGCACCGACGGCCACGCCGGCCAGUGGAGCUUCAGCACCCGCCGCCUGAACCUGCACCUGCUGCCCUUGAUCGGCCGCUGUGAUGGAUGCAUCAUUGUGGACUCUACCCGGAGAGGAAAACGCAUCCCGGACGCGCUCAGCAAGACGGUCCCCAUAUGGUGCUGCGUCCUGAACCGAGCCCUCUUCCCGGACCUCCCGGAGAGCCAGCGCGGCCUCUUCGUGCCGCCCAACGCCGUCUCCGACUCGGAGCGGAGCCAGAUGCUGGCCCGGGUGCCCGACUUCGUCGCGUCGCUCGAGCGCCUCGGCCUCGACCUAACGGCCCUCGCCGCGCAGCUCAAGAAGCCCCUGCGGCCCAUGUGGAUCAACCGACCCGAGGACGACGGCCACCCUCUGGCCCCGCUCUCGGCGGCAUCCGUGAUCCCCGCCGACGUAGGCAGCAGCACUAGCGACGACGGCGACGGCGACGGCGACGGCCACCCGCCGCCGCCGGUCGUCGAGGUCUUCGAGGCCUUCCACCCGGUCAUCUGCUGCACCAGCUCGCGCCGCGUCGCCGGCGCCGAGAUGAGCGAGUCGGGCUACAUCCAGGGCGCCGGCGACGACACGGAGAACUGGGCCCACGGCCUGACCCCGCCCGUCUUCUGGGCCAACGCCGCCCGCCUGCUCGCCGCGCCAGAGGCCGGGCUGCCGAGCCUGAUCCGCGAGCUCGUGGCCGAGGCGCCGCCCGUGGAUGCCGCCGCCGCCGCCGCCGCAGCAGCCGUCAGGCACCUGACCCCCUUCUUGUCGGUCUCUGCUCUUCCUGUGCCUGCCGACCACGACGCCGCCGCCGCCGCCGCCGCCCUCCCCGAACCGAGGACGACGACCACGACCACGACCACGACGACACACCUCACCAUCUCGCUCCUCCCAUGCGUCACCAAGGCCGAGACGUGGGCCAAGUCGCCGACGACCCUCGAGGUAGGCCUGGGCAAGGGUAAGAUCGCGAGCCGCAACCUGCGGCAGGCGCUACCGGACAUCUGCGCCUUUGUCCAGAAGGCGGCGGCGGCGGCGGCGGCGACACAAGAGGGCGGCAGCGCCGCCUCGGUCAGGGUGCUGGUGGCGUGCGAGUCCGGCCGCGACGUCUCGGUCGGCGUGGCCCUGGCCCUGGCCUGUCGCUCCUUUGACGACCGGGGGGACGUCCUGCCCGCCGCCGCCGCCGCCACCACCACCACCACCGCGCAGCAGGACGCCGCCUGCCGCCCCGGCCCGACCAAGGACUUUAUCAGGACGAAGCUCGGGCGCAUCGUCACCGCCAUGCCCGAGGCCAACCCCAGCCGCGCGACGUUGCAGAGCGUCAACAGCUUUCUGAUGGGCUGGAGGGAGUGAGCUCCGUUUUGAGCUGGGAAGGCUGUUUGCGUGCAAGGAAAAAAUCAGGGGUCGUCAUCUGUAUGAUUAGUUGGAAUCGUCAGAACUGAUCCGACGAUGCAUUGCCGCUUUAACUAUAUGGAAGUGCUAAAAAAGUGGCUGCAAAACCAAAACUCGACACAUCUGCAACCGAAUUCUUUCUCUUGACCACGUUUCUACCAAUGUCUGAUGCAUGGCAUCUUGGUGACGAUCUACCUCUAGGGGAUAACAGCCACCACGCUCCUGGUAUAACAAGAGAUAAAGGAUGGGAUGAACAAUCAAGAGAGUGGCUGAA
Gaeumannomyces tritici R3-111a-1 is the source of this 2059-nucleotide messenger RNA. Its product is annotated as initiator tRNA phosphoribosyl transferase. Gene Ontology annotation, biological process: charged-tRNA amino acid modification. The transcript is spliced from 3 exons. Gene Ontology annotation, cellular component: cytoplasm. Gene Ontology annotation, molecular function: tRNA adenosine(64)-2'-O-ribosylphosphate transferase activity. The record is from RefSeq and is a predicted model, not a curated record. NCBI's taxonomy places the organism in Eukaryota, Fungi, Ascomycota, Sordariomycetes, Magnaporthales, Magnaporthaceae. Bases 136 to 1746 code for a protein of 536 amino acids.